UGUGUGUGUCAGGAUGGGGUGUCAUCCACUGCUGACGGCUCGGAGCUGAAGGCCAGUAAAGUGCAGCAGCUCCGGCAGGUGUUUCAGCAGUACGGAGCGGUCGGCGUCUCCUUUCACAUCUGCAUUUCUCUCAUGUCUUUGGGAAUCUUCUACCUCGCUGUCUCCAGUGGUCUGGAUGUGGCGUCUCUGCUGUGUAAGCUGGGCUUCAGUGAGGCGGUGGUUCAGUCCCGGCUGGCUGCGGGUACGAGUGUGUUUGUUCUGGCGUACGCCGUACACAAGCUGUUCGCACCGCUGCGCAUCAGCAUCACUCUGGUGUGUGUGCCGCUCAUCGUACGACACCUCAGGAGGACGGGACUGUUCAGGAGCAGGACAUCGGGACCCUGAGACACACACACGUACACACAAAUACACAUAUGCAUACACACACGCUAACAGACUGAUGGAGAACAGGUGCAACACACUCACGCAUGUGCAUACACACACACUAACACACACUCUAACUAGCAGACUGAUGGAGACGAGUGGAAACAGGUGAAACACACACUCAUGCACACAUGCAUAUACACAUGCACACAAGCAAUUAUGUAUACACACACAAACGGACUGAUGCAGAUGGAUUGAAACUGGUGAAACACACAAACACACACACACACACACACAGACUGCUCAUCAGGACUCGUGAAUGUUUUAUCUGUGGUUUUAUCCUCCUCCUCCUCUUUAAUCAGCAGCAGGUUUUAUAAGCUCUUCAUCAGGAAUGUGGUGUGUGUUGGGUCGUCUUCAUUUAUUUAACAUUAAUCCGCUCCCUCAAACGGCCUUUCGGGAUGUUUUCUGGAUAUUUUUGCUGACUGUUAAUUUUAUUGAAGCUCUGAAUGUGUAUAAUUGUAAAGACAAUGAUAUAUUUGGCUAUAUCUAAUUAUACAAUAAAAUAUUUGAUCUAUAA
Danio aesculapii is the source of this 940-nucleotide messenger RNA. RefSeq names its product family with sequence similarity 210 member B (gene mims2). The record is from RefSeq and is a predicted model, not a curated record. The annotation marks the transcript as partial. Gene Ontology annotation, cellular component: mitochondrion. Lineage: Eukaryota; Metazoa; Chordata; Actinopteri; Cypriniformes; Danionidae. The transcript has 2 exons.